Molecule: messenger RNA, 1884 nt
Organism: Thermothielavioides terrestris NRRL 8126
Lineage: Eukaryota; Fungi; Ascomycota; Sordariomycetes; Sordariales; Chaetomiaceae
Exons: 5
Coding region: 301-1866 (521 amino acids)
Biological process (GO): thiamine biosynthetic process
Cellular component (GO): cytoplasm
Molecular function (GO): thiamine-phosphate diphosphorylase activity; ATP binding; hydroxyethylthiazole kinase activity
Source: RefSeq, a predicted model, not a curated record
GUCCUCACAAUAGAGACGGCCCCCUUCCCAAGGUUGGCUUCCAAAUGCGUCGCCAUGAGAUCACUGAACCAGCUCCGCGUAGUUCUUCCGUAGGUAGGGUAUUAUCCGGGCCCGCAACGCCGGAUUCGUUCUCCACCGAACCCCCACCGUAACGGGCCGGUCCCGCUGCGGCCUUCUUCCCAGACUCAUCGUCCUGCUGUGUUUGGUUGGUCCGGCCGUCCCAGCUCUCACUUCUCCGUACCUACCUUACCUAGUUGCCGCAGCCAUUCAUUGCCCACCACCAAAAAAACAAAAUAAACAAUGGGCAAGCCCGCUGUAGACUACUCGCUCUAUCUGGUGACGGACUCGACGCGGCCGAUCCUCGGCGACCGGUCCCUCGAGAGCGUCGUCGAGCAGGCGCUGCGGGGCGGCGUCACGCUCGUGCAGCUGCGCGAGAAGACGGCCGACACGGCCGAGCUGAUCUCGGUCGCGCGGGGGCUGCACGCCAUCACCCGGAGAUACAACGUGCCGCUGCUCAUCAACGACCGCGUCGACGUGGCGCUGGCCGUCGGCUGCGAGGGCGUGCACAUCGGCCAGGAUGACAUGGACCUGUCUACGGCGCGGAAGCUCCUCGGUCCGGACGCCAUCAUUGGGGUGACUGCCAGCACCGUGGACGAGGCGCUCCGGGCUUGUGAGGGCGGGGCCGAUUAUCUCGGCAUUGGCACAGUCUACGCGACGCCGACGAAAACGAACACCAAGAACAUCAUUGGCACUGCUGGAGUGCGUGACAUCCUCGGCAAGAUCGCCGAGGCGGGGUACGAUACGCGGACCGUCUGCAUAGGCGGCAUCAACGAGUCGAAUGUGCAACGCAUCCUCUUCCAGAGCGCCGACCCGAGGAAAGGCCUGGAUGGCGUCGCAGUGGUCAGCGCCAUCAUGGCUGCCUCGGACCCAGAGGCGGCCGCGAGGAAGCUGCUCGAGCUCGUCAAGAGUCCGCCGGCCUUCCAGGCCGACCUCAGGAGCGCGGGGUCAGAUAUUGCUGACGCGCCAUCCCUGGUUGCCCUGGCCCCGUCUGUUGUCCGGAGGGUCCACGAGACGACACCGCUUUCGCACAACAUGACCAACCUUGUUGUGCAAAACUUCGCGGCAAACGUCGCCCUGGCUGUGGGCGCAUCCCCCAUCAUGGCCGGGUACGGGGAGGAAGCGCCGGAUCUGUGCAAGCUCGGAGGCGCCCUAGUCAUCAACAUGGGCUCGGUAGACCCGGCCGGGUUGGCCAACUACCUGAAAGCGCUCAGGGCGUACAACCUCGCAGGGCGGCCGGUCGUGUACGAUCCAGUCGGGGCCGGCGCCACCUCGCUGCGGCGUGAGACGGUCAAGACCAUCCUGGCGAGCGGCUAUCUCGACGUCAUCAAGGGCAACGAGGGCGAGAUCAGGACGGUCUUGGGCGACAGCCAGGAGCAGCAGCGCGGCGUGGACAGCUCCAGCACGCUGAACGCGGCGCAAAAGGCCCGGGUGGUGCGGGCGCUCGCGGCGCGGGAGAAGAACGUGGUCGUCAUGACGGGCAGGACCGACUUUGUCAGCGACGGCGCGCGGACCUUCGCCGUCGAGAACGGGCACGAGUACCUCGGCCUGGUCACGGGCACCGGCUGCACGCUGGGCACGGCCAUCUCGGCCGCCGUCGCGCCGCGCCAGACAGACAGGCUCGCCGCCGUGAUCGCGGCGAUCCUGCACUUCGAGAUCGCUGCCGAGGUCGCCGCCGAGCGGCCCGACGUCAGGGGCCCGGGCACCUUCGUCCCGGCCUUCCUGGACGAGCUGUAUCGCAUUCGGCAGGCCACUGCGGCCGGCGAUCACUCCUGGCUGCAGAGGGCGAAGGUUGCUCGAGUCGAGUAGGUAUAGCAGUGAAAUUGU